UGAAUUUGUAAUCAAUAGAGUUUUGCUCAACCCAUUAAUUGUUACUAGGUAACUAUUAUAUAAAAGUCUCUGAAUUAUAAUGGUUAGUUCAUUCAAGUCUUAUUACUCAAACUAAUUGUGUAUCUUUAUUAACCUUCAUUUCAACACUCAACAGUCUAAUUAAAAAUGAAAUCAGCUUUGUCGUUCGUUGUUUGUGUUUCCCUGAUUGUUGCCACUUCAGCAGCUUCAAUACUCAAGAACGAAACUUGUCCAACACCAACUAUUCCUAAAGGAAUCAGUGAUUGGGACUUUAGUUAUUUUGCCCAACAUUGGUAUGAAAUCGGACGAACUCAUGAAACUACCCCAAGAACCGUUUACAAUACAAUCUCAAUUGAUCACUUGUACAAAGGAAAAGUUAGUGUUACCUUUUCAGGAGAUUCUCGAGAAAUAGGAACACAAUCUCUUCGGGACAAAUUGAUAAACUUUGUCGUCGGUAAUUUUAAUGGUAAAUCAUAUUACGAUCUAGAAGAUGAACCUUAUUCGUUCAAUGUAACUACUCCAGAGGGUAAACAAGGUAUUUUCUGGAUGCCUUAUUAUUCAGACUCUGAUCGAUCAGCUGUUCUUUCAACUUGUGUUCAAAAUGAUGAUAAAACUACUGAAAUCAAAGCUUGGUAUGUUUCGCUGGCAAAACGAACGGGUAUCCCAACAGAGGUUAUAGACUUGGUAACUGAAUUAACUGGACGAGGCUUAAUCAACACUUUCCACGGAGAUUUCUAUUAAUUAAUACCGCCCAAUAAUCGAUGUCGUUUGUUUCAAAUUAAAAUACUUUUAUAUCAUGUGUAAUGAGCAAUUUCUAGUUGAGUUAUUACUGGUUAUGUUAAAAUUACAAUAAAUAUACAAUUAUGCAGCA
Panonychus citri (citrus red mite) is the source of this 889-nucleotide messenger RNA. RefSeq lists its product as uncharacterized. The record is from RefSeq and is a predicted model, not a curated record. Bases 166 to 759 code for a protein of 197 amino acids. The transcript has 5 exons. NCBI's taxonomy places the organism in Eukaryota, Metazoa, Arthropoda, Arachnida, Trombidiformes, Tetranychidae.